Funneliformis caledonium is the source of this 1128-nucleotide messenger RNA. The record is from the annotation of a GenBank genome assembly. NCBI's taxonomy places the organism in Eukaryota, Fungi, Glomeromycota, Glomeromycetes, Glomerales, Glomeraceae.
AUGUAUAAAUUUGAAAAUGAUGUGCGCGAAGAAAAAGACCAAAAAUUUACUUUGAUUGGUAGAAAUUAUGAGAUAAAAACAGAAUGGAGAAAAUUAUACGAUGAUGAAAGAAAUAACUCUGAACCAAUAAAUAAUAAGGGCAAGACUUGUUUGGAAGGCUCUUGUAUUUAUCCGACUUCUCCAAGAUUUCAAUCGUCGCCUGAAUCAUUUUCUCCUACACACUCUCAAGCAAGUGAACCAAAGAUCCCAUUGGAGAUGCGCAAGAAAGCCAAGGGUAAAAGCUCUUGUCAAAUUGAUGUAUCGAGAAUUGUUAAUCCUAUCGUAAAAUGUAUCUCUGAUCUAAAAUCUGAAUUUCAUACGCAAUUUUCCAAACGUCAUUAUGAUAUGGAUCCUAAUCCUUAUACAGCUAAACCUCAUACGACGAAAAUUGGUGAAGAGUGGCAAGAUCCUGAAUAUCAAAACGAUGAGGCCGUUACUGCUGGAAGACUUCUUGAUGUAAUUUUGACGAUGAAACUGCCUAAAGAAGCUAAAAAACGUCUUGUUCAAGCACGUGAUAUCAUUUGGGAUAAAAUUUUGCAUCAUCGUAAUACUACUACUUUUGAAAAUAUUAUUAUCCAGUCAAGUACUCCUCGGGCAGUUUAUAUUGAUCCUGUUGCCAAUGCUGACUCGUCACUUGGUCAUACUCACUUUGAGAUUAUUCGUUCGCAUGAUAAUAAUGGAAAUAAUAAUAAAUCAUCUAAAGAAGAUGGAUCACUCAUUCCGAAGAAUAAUCAAGAGAAGAGCAACGUAAAGGAGCAAACAUCAACUGUUGUCACAACCGAUGAUAAAAUUAUCGACGAUCCUGCCGCUUCCAUUCCUUAUCGACGUUUUACAACUCAGUGGGAAAAGCCGAAUCAAUGUUUGACCUGUAGUGAUUCGACUUCAAAUAGUAGCCGUCAUUAUCAAAAUAAUGAAAGAAACUCGGCGGGAAAUUGUUUUUCAUCAAUAAACUGUUUCCAAAAAAGGAGAACGUUGCCAAGACGCGUAACUUACGGUGGCAUUGGUCAUUUUAUCAACGACCGUCCUACGGAUAAUAACAACCUACUCGACGGAUUUUCUGACGAAUUUGAACAUGUCCUAAGUAUUUGA